AUGCCUUUGAGGGAGCUGCUGCUGGUGGUGGCGGUGGCACUGGUGACUCUCAUCGCUGCCAGUGGGGCAGAGCUGAACGAAGGGAAUGGCCUGAGAAGGCCGGUGUGUGGAGACAUGGUUGAGCUGCAGGCCUGCCCCCUCCUGCUCUUGCCUGUCUGUGGGAGCGAUGGGAACACCUACGCCAAUGAAUGCCAGCUCUGUGUGCAGAAAAUGUAA
Molecule: messenger RNA, 216 nt
Organism: Nipponia nippon (crested ibis)
Lineage: Eukaryota; Metazoa; Chordata; Aves; Pelecaniformes; Threskiornithidae
Gene: SPINK4
Product: serine peptidase inhibitor Kazal type 4
Molecular function (GO): protein binding
Source: RefSeq, a predicted model, not a curated record